AUGGUGAAACUGUUUUUAUAUGCAAAGAGAAAUUACAGUUUGUUUUUAAAACGACAUUUGAAUAAAUGCAUAGGAACAAAGAGAAGGGUACAUACCCCAAGUUCAAUUACAUAUAAUGAGCAAAAUGGCAACAAUGACAUAAACCCUAAAAAAAGACCAUGGUUAAUUAUAAAAGAUAACUGUGUUAAAAAUAUAUUAAAUGGUUUUCCUUGGAUAUACUCAAAGGAUGUAAAAAAUGACAACGAUUUGUUAUUAUAUAGUCCCUGCAUCGUUAAUAUAAAAAAUGAAUUUAAUGAAAAUAUAGGAGUAGGAAUAUACAAUAAAAAUUCAACGAUUGUGUCUAGAAUAUUAACUAUGAAUGUUAGCGAACAUAUAAAUGAAGAAUUUUUUAAUAAUAAAAUAAAAAAAGCAUAUGAAAAAAGAUUGGAAUUGUUUCCAAACGAUAAUUUUUUUAGGGUUGUUAAUGCAGAAAGUGAUUUUUUGCCAGGUAUUAUAAUAGAUAAAUAUAAUAAAUUAGUAUCUGUUCAGGUAAAUGCAAGUGGAAUGGAUGUAAUGUUACACAUUAUAUUAAAGAGCAUUGAAAAUGUUUUAAAUCCCGACACAAUUAUAUUAAAAAAUGAUAGUCAAAUACGUAAACUUGAAAAAUUGUCAUUAACUAAAUUAGUAUAUAAAGGCUUGUAUAAACCACCAAUUGAAAUUAGAGAAAACGGAUUAACAUUUUUUACUGAUAUAUUAAAAGGACAAAAAACAGGAUGGUAUUUUGAUCAAAGAGAUAAUCGUUCAAUGCUUAUUUCAUAUUGUAAAGAUAAAAAUGUUUUAGAUUUAUUCUCAUAUGUUGGAGGAUUUGGAAUUACUUUAGCUUAUUAUGGUGCUAAUGAAGUAACAUGUGUUGAUUCUUCUUAUUUGGCCAUAGAAAAUGGAGUGAAAUCUGCUCAGUAUAAUAAUGUUUUAAACAAAAUUAACUUUGUACAUGCAUGUGUUAAAAAAUUCCUUAACGUAUCUUUACACAUAAAAUUAGAGGCACCAUAUAAUAGAAAUGAUAAUAUACCAUUACUUGAAAAAAGCGAUGAACAAACUGAUGAAUGGUUGGACAUUGAAUUGAAAGAACAAAAUGAUAACAAUAUGAUAGCAAUGGAAAAAAAGGAACAUGAUAAAAAAAACACAUUUUUUUCGGAUAUACAAAAUAUAUAUAUAUAUGAAAAAAGUAAAGAUAAUCGCAUUGAUCUCGAUGAUAUAGAAAAAUUAUUAAUUAAGAAUAAUAAUUAUGAUUUUUUUAAAAAAAAAUAUGAUGUUAUAUUAAUAGACCCUCCACCAUUAGCACGUAAUAACUAUUUAUUACCAGCGGCUUUAAAAAUUUAUCAAAAGCUUUUGUAUGCAUCAUUUAAAAUAAUACAAAAGCCUGGUUAUGUAUUUGUAUCAAGUUGUAACAAAUUAAUAGGUUACAAUGAGUUAGUUUUAUGUAUAAGAAGAGCAUUAAAUUGGGCAAAAUGUGAAGGGGUAAUAAUAGGGGAAGGAAAAAUAAGUUCGGAUCACCCUGUUCAUGUUUCGUUACCUGAGACAAAGUAUUUAAGCUCUAUCCUUUUAAUGAUUACUUAA
Molecule: messenger RNA, 1596 nt
Organism: Plasmodium yoelii
Lineage: Eukaryota; Apicomplexa; Aconoidasida; Haemosporida; Plasmodiidae
Product: S-adenosylmethionine-dependent methyltransferase, putative
Exons: 1
Coding region: 1-1596 (531 amino acids)
Molecular function (GO): RNA binding; methyltransferase activity
Source: RefSeq, a predicted model, not a curated record